Telopea speciosissima is the source of this 3447-nucleotide messenger RNA. RefSeq lists its product as uncharacterized. The transcript has 6 exons. The record is from RefSeq and is a predicted model, not a curated record. Bases 33 to 3257 code for a protein of 1074 amino acids. Lineage: Eukaryota; Viridiplantae; Streptophyta; Magnoliopsida; Proteales; Proteaceae.
AGAACACCACAAUAUUCAUCUUUUUGGGGUUAAUGCUCUCAAUGGUGAAUCGAUCGUUCACUAUACUUUUAGUUAUGAGAGGAUGGAAUGGAAGAAAAGUAAUGAAACCUGCGAUGGCUACUGAAUACAUUCCCAGCCCUAAGAAAAAUAAGCAAAAGUCAUCACCAAGGAAGAGACACAAUAAGAAAACAGGGAGAGAGAGGGAUCUCUACAGGAAGAACUACUUCCAUGCUUGUGAAAGCCUUCUGACCUUAAUUCUGGAGAAGAGACAGGGGAAGACUGCGAUCCUCUCACUCAAAAAAUCAGGGCCCGAACUGCCAGAACUUCUAAAUCAGUUCUCAGCUGGAAUUGCUGGAACUGGUCUUGCUGUUAUCUUCUCAGUCGUCUGUAAGGUCGUAGGUGGGAGGACUCCCUUCUGUGCAUCAAAGCUCUUGAAUACUGGAUUUGGAUUUGGGCUAGUUUGGCUCUCAUGGUAUGAGAAUGAUAGGGAAAGGCUUAGUCAGACCGCUCAUAUUGUGUGGAAACUUGAGAUGGGACUAGCUGACAAGCUUAAUGUCGGGGCAGUAAUGUUGCAGAAAGCUUUUGGGCUAGUUGACCUAAUGUUGUGGCAGUUGACAUGGUUAAUAACUUCUGGGAGAAAGGGUCUAAAAGAAGCACAGCAGCAGGGAUUUUCUGCAGUUGUUGAACUCAAAGACAUUGCCAUUAGAAAGGGUCUAAAGGAAGCACAGCAGCAGGGUUUUUCUGCAGUUCAACCCCGAUCCGAUGCUCAAACUGUGGUUGAAUCAAAUAUAAUAAAAGGCAAUAUGGAUCAUCCUAGUCCACAAUCGAUAGAAGGUGGUGGGGGCAUACGGCUGCCGAUUGAUAACAAGUUGAGUGAUAAUUGGGGUUCCGGUGGAACCGACACCAUAUUUGAACCUCAGAGAGACAGCAGCAGUGCAGAGCCUGGUUCUUCAAGAACAACUGUUAAUGCACCAGAGAAGAAGCUGACUCUAUUUGCUCUUCAAGUUGCAGUUCUCGAGAAAAUGGCUACUGGGCUAGGAACCAUGGGAUUCAUAUGGGCAACCGUUGUUCUUCUCGGUGGUUACGCCAUUAAACUAUCCAAAAUUGAUUUCUGGAUCAUCACCAUCAUACUCUUAAUUGAAGGCGCCAGAAUCUUCAGCCGCAGUCAUGAACUCGAAUGGCAACACCAGUCUACAUGGACGAUAGCAGAUGCGAGCAUCCAUAGUUUUCGAGCACUGAAAUCGAGCUCCCAUUUGAUUGUUCGAGCCAUGAAAGGAAUUCGCGGGUCAAUUUCUAAACACCAAAGCCGAGAACUCAAAGAGAAGACCAAUGACGAAAGACCAAGCAAUCGGUCGACGCGUACAUGGAUAUCAUCAGAAGUUCCCCUGCUUCCAUAUGCUAGUAGGUUUUUUCUAUCUAGGAACAUCAGUAAGUUAUUCUAUUGGCUUCAGUUGUUAUCAGCCUUAGCUUGUAUAACGCUUUCAGUAGUGAGGCUUCUGCAGUUGAGCCAUGGUAAUGCAAUUGAACCAAGCCCAGAAAAUAGGAACCAUAAAUCUGCUUUGAUUGUCUUUUAUGGGUUGGCCUUGGCCGAAUCUUUCUUAUCUCUGCUAGAGAAAGCCUACUGGGAAUGGACGAUUACGUAUCGGAAAUUGCUGGAAGAAGUGAACAAUGAGUGUGACUUAAGAAGCUCCGGCAUGAUUUCCAUCCAAAGGUUCUUCUAUGAUGCCUAUUCGGAAUGUAUUAAUGGAAGCAUCUUUGAUGGCUUAAAGUUGGAUUUGGUUUCUUUUGCUACAGAGCUCUUGGCUUCUGAUUCCAGCGACGAGCAGCUCAUUGGGGCUCGAAUUCUUCAGAAAUUCUCAACGAAUCGUCAAUUCUCUGAUGAUACACUCCAGAAGAUUGGCACAUCUACACUGGUUAUUGAAAGACUGGUGGAGAUGUUGUACUGGAAGAACCCACAAGAAGCAGAGAUCAGGCAAGCAGCUGCAAAUAUUGUGUCCAAACUUGCUGGGAAAAAGCAGAACUCUCUUAGAGUUGCAGGGAUUCCUGGUGCAAUGGAAUCAAUAGCAUCUUUGCUCUACACUCAACGUAGCUCCGAGGGUGCAUCUGACGAAAUCUUGGAGAAAAAGAUCGUUUACGAUCGAGAAAAUUAUGAGUUUUCCGUUUUUAAUCAAUUGGGUCUCACCAUUCUGAAGAAACUUGCACGCGACAACGAUAAUUGUGAGAAGAUCGGUAACACGAGAGGCCUCCUGCCCAAAAUUAUUGACUUCACACAUACUGGAGAAAGGUUGCUCAAGAACAGUCAUGACAGAGAUAAUCGAAUAUUGGCGGUUAAACGAUCCCUGCAAGCGCUCAAGUUGCUUGCAAGAACAUCUGGUACUGUGGGCAAGCAGCUGAGGCAAGAGAUUAUGGAGAUUGUUUUCACAGUAAGCAACAUCAGAGAAAUUCUCAAGCAUGGUGAAGCAUACCCAAUGCUUCAAAACCUUGGAAUCGAAAUUUUAACUAGUUUGGCCUUUGAAGAGGAGGCAAGAGAGAAGAUUGGGAGUACAGGUGGAAUCAUCAAAGAACUACUGCGAAUUUUUUUCCUAGAGCGAAAUCCCGAAGAUCAGUAUCAUGUGAGGGUUGCAGCAGGGGAGGCAAUUACAAUGCUGGCAAUGGAGAACGAUAGGAACUGCUCUAGGAUAUUGAAUCAGGAGGUACUAACAAAGCUCAUGGGGGCACUCAAAGAUUCAGCGCUUCGCAUAAAUUCGGCCAGAAUUUUAAGGAAUUUACUUACCUAUGCUGGCCAAGAUUGCUUUGUACAAUUAAAGGAAGUCUCUGCUGCUGCACCCACAGUGCUGAAGGCAAUAAUGUCAGAAGAGAACAAACUACAAGAAGUAAUGCUCGGGCUCGCAAUACAGGUAUUCAGAUUCAUGACUCCUCAAGAAGCAAGUAUUGCGCUUAAUCAGAAUGGAAUUGAUGAGGGCAAAUUAGCAAUGAAACUCCUGAAAAUUUUGAAAUUGUACCAAUACCCAUUGGCCAAAGUUCCUAGAAUAAGGCGGUUUGCGAUUGAGCUAGCAAUUUGGAUGAUGACAAACAACAAAGCAACGGUUCGAACUUUCAAGGUUCUUGGAAUGGAGGAGGAGCUUGAGAUUCUGAGAGAGACCACAUCAGAGAUCGAAAGCUUCAACAUAUUCUCUGGAACCGUUGGACUAUGCCGGCACGACAUAGCAAUUCACUCAUUAGUCGACAACGCACUUGAGUUGCUGGCAGAUGGAUGAAAUUUGGAAUUAUGUUGCUCACUCUGCAAAUCCAACAAUUCGUUUCCAUAUAUUAGGUGGAAACAUGUUUCAAAAUUAUUUUUUUUCAUACAUCUGUUGCAAUCUGACUGUUUUGUUGCAAAUAACAUUUAAUUGAUCCUUUGCAUUAACAACAUUUUAGCCAAUUACAAGGUUCCAAACGUUAUAUUUU